Molecule: messenger RNA, 2298 nt
Organism: Aspergillus mulundensis
Lineage: Eukaryota; Fungi; Ascomycota; Eurotiomycetes; Eurotiales; Aspergillaceae
Product: putative meiosis specific protein Hop1
Exons: 11
Coding region: 1-2298 (765 amino acids)
Biological process (GO): synaptonemal complex assembly; meiotic recombination checkpoint signaling
Cellular component (GO): nucleus
Source: RefSeq, a predicted model, not a curated record
AUGGUCCGAAUCAAAUUUACUCAACCGCCGACGGCGGUCCGGCCACAGCAUGCCCAACCUCGCGCCAACCUGCCAUCGGACAGCAGCGCGCCUGCUUCUUCUCCGCCAAUUGAAACAGGAACAGCGACAGAUGCUCUGGCCAAAUUAGGCCCGGAGAAAAGCCUUGCCCUGCAGCAACAACAAAGUCUGGAGAUGGUCAAGAUCAUGCUCCACGUUUCCUUCGGAACUCUGUUUUAUCUUAGAGAGUUUUUACCGCUGCAAUGUUUUGAUGAUCGCGAUCUCAAGACGGCCCAACGGCAGCAGAAGUUCUCAUAUCGCGAGUUCAUAGACAAUAGCCUCAGCCCCAGUGUUUCCAACGGAGCUUCCGAUGGCACGUUUGGAACAGGCAAGCGAGGGCAGCCGUUGAAAAUCAUCGUCCGUGGCUCGGAACCGAAAGCCGAUAUGAUCAUUAACGUUCUGGAAACUGGUAUCUUUGAUGCUCUUAGCAUGAGCGUGCUGGAGGCGAUCCAACUCACUGUCAUUGCGGACAAGGAAGCGCCUGAAAACGUGCUAGAGUCAUAUACCUUCUCAUUCAGGUAUUCUGAAGGAGUAGGGGACUUGAACAAACGCCUAGAAACCUUGUCAAUACAGCCAUGCGGCUAUGUGGCUAACAUGAAGACCGCCCACACAGCCAGAGUGGGCCUAGAGAGCAUCGUCAGGCGCUUGAUAACUUUGAGCUCCUUUCUACCCACUCUUCCAAACAAACGUGCUCUUGGUAUCAACCUCUUCUAUACCGAAGAUUGCCCUCCUGACUACGAGCCACCUGGCUUCAGUGGUGGGAAAGAUGAUAUCAUCAACUAUCCGCUGACAGAUCAGUGGAUGAGAGAAUCCCAGGCCUGCGGAAAAAUGGAAAGCGGAUGGCACACCGUCGGCCUCAAAGUCACUUCACUCAAGUGGAUUGGACCAGAGCCUGAGGAAUCGGAGUCCAUACCACAGAUACCCUCUCAAAUCGAGUAUAAAGACGCGGUGACACGAGGCGAAGAUAUCGGAUUUGAGGAUGAAGAGAACAAGCUGCAGAACUCCCAAGGCGAAGGAAGCUCGCAAGAGGCAACGCAGGACGUUGUUGAACGAGAAAGGCUGCAGUUGAUGAUGCCUUCCCAGGAAGUACAGUCCUCAAACGUCGACUUGAUCUCCACACAGCCCGUUAAGCCGGUGCUCACCAUGGAAACCGAAGAAACGGAAACAGCAGGCGAAAGCCAGAAGUUUGCUCUUCGGAAAGAGAAGAUUGCGGAGAUACGCAAGAAGUCUAAAUCCAAGAAAAUGAAUGGCCGAGACCGGACGCCUCAGGAUCAUCUUGAAAUUAAAUGUCAAUGUGAAUGGAAUGGAGAAGAGGAAGACACGAUUACGUGCAGUUUCUGCCAUACACGGCAGCACCGACUUUGCUAUGGCUACGUCGGUGCCCACAAAUUUGCAGUCUCUGAUGUCCACGCUUGUUACCGUUGCCUGUUAGAACCGAACGAAAGCAAGGUACUCGAGAGCAUGAACAAUGUGGUGUUAUCUCGAAGGGCGAUGAACCUCAUUGCGGACGAAGGAAUUCCAACUUCUAGCCAAGUCUUCGGGCAGAAACUCCACUGCAGCGACAAAGCGGUUUCCCGACUAAAAGAGUUCCUGAAAAGGAAGGGAAUUUUCCAACCUAUUCCCGGAUACACGCCUAAGGAGAGCGUACGCAGAGGCCUGCCACCGUACCGCGUUCCUGACAAAGAGAGUGUGCGGCAAACUAUUGAAGAGGACAUCAUGAACCCCAUGUCGAAAAUUCAGCAUCAUUACACCAUAGAAUAUGUCCCUAGCUCCGUCGAGGAGCUCAGUCCGCCGUCCACUAGCCAAGCCAACGGCCUGAGCAAGUCAGCUUCUCAAGUCAGUGUCGUACUAAGAAGAAGCAACAGAUCAGGCGACCAACGAGCGAACGAGGCUCAAGACAAAUCUAAAGGCUCAUCACCUCAAGCUUCCAGCUCUCAGCGUCGGACAAGAUCAUCCAACGCCCAUAGUGUCAUUGCAGACCGCCGUCGCCGGAGCGAGGCCAACCAGACCCUCCUUACGCCGCAGCCCGUCAACAAAGACACACCAAUAUCGACUCGCAAGAGAACCAGGUCUUCCCAGAACGGUCCGGAGCCCCGUCCUGUCACCCCAUCACAGUCCCCAACCACAGACCAAGAGCGCGAGAGUGAGGGCCUCCGGCGCAGCGCGCGAAGAAAGAGACGCAAGAUUAGCAACUACUCCAAACUUCUUGACGUUGGCGCGGAGUCAAGUGGCAACGAAUGA